GUGUUUUCUGCAGCUCUCUACGUCAGUAUUCCUUCCACUCACUGAAGGACUUGUGCUCUCUGAGAGAUGUUCCUGACCUGAGGAACGAUCUGGCCUUCCUCCUGCACAUGUUGGACCAGUACGACCCCCUGCUGGUUCAGCGUCUGUCCGUGUUUCUGUCUCCGGUCACUGAGAGCCGGCUGCUGGAGGAAAGCUUGGAGAGGCGUUGGGGGGAAGAGAAGCUGAGAUCCAUGAGCAGCGUGGAUUCAGAGGGAAGCUCCAGACUGCAGCUGGUGGCUCUUCCUCGUCUUCCUCCAGCUCUCUUCACCCUCAACCAGCUGCACGUCCUCAAGCUGGAGCUCAUCACCGAGGCCAGGUUUACUGCACAGGUAGCCAACAUGAAAUCACUCAGGGAGCUCCACCUCUACCACUGCUCAGCGGCGGUGGAUCCUGGGGCUCUGGGGGUCCUGCAGGAGCGUCUGGAGGUCCUUCACCUCACCUUCACCCAGGCCUCAGAGAUCCCCAGCUGGGUAACUUCCCUCCGAGGCCUGCACGAGCUCCACCUCUCCGGACGCCUGAGCAAUGAUAACGGUGUGGGUCGCAGCUGGGCGUUAGGAAGCCUGCGACAACUACGUCACCUCCGAGUGCUGGUGAUCAGAGGCAUGCUGCAGAGGAUCCCCGGGGAGCUGUGUGAGGUGUUGGUGGCGGGCAGCUUGGUGAGGCUGGAGGUCUUCAACGAGGGCACCAGGCUGCUGGUCCUCACAGGGCUGAAGCGGAUGGUGGACCUGACGGAGCUGCUGCUGCAGGACUGCCGGCUGGAGAGAUUACCGUCUGCUCUACUCUCCCUCACCAACCUGCGCACUCUGGACCUGCAGCACAACAACCUGCGGACCCUGGAGGAGCUGCUCAGUCUGGCUGCUCUGCGCCGCCUCUCCUGUCUCAGACUCGCCUACAACCGAGUCCUCUCAUUACCCGCUAGUGUUGCCGUUCUGCGAGGUCUGGAGCUCCUGGAUCUGUCCAACAACCAGCUGCAGAGUCUUCCUCCAGCCCUCUUCACUCUGCACCGCCUUAGAAAGCUGUUCCUGGCUGGUAACCUGCUGGAGGUGCUUCCUGCUGAGGUGAAAGCGCUGCAGCUGCUCACAGAGCUGGAUCUCAGUGGGAACAGGUUGGAGAAACUCCCCUCUCAGCUGUUCAGUAGCUGUUUGGAGCUGCACAUCCUUAAUGUGGCGCACAACUCUCUCAGUGCACUACCCAGAGGUGUUGCAGCUCUGAGUCGGUUGUGCAGGUUGGAUCUGCGCAGUAACAGUCUGGAGGAUCUGCCCGCUGAGCUGGGAUCCUGCCCCGGGUUGCAUGGGGGGGGUCUGCUGGUGGAGGACUGGCUGUUUCUCUCUUUGCCCCCCAGAGUUAGGGACUUCCUGAGCAGAUCUUGCCCCCCCUCUGGUGCAUAUUCAGAGGGUAAUUCACGCCCAGAGUCCGACAGUUUCCCGUACUUCUCUCCUACUCAGUGGAGUUUCUCUUCUGCUCUGGAAUCACAGAUCUAAGUCUCUAAUACCAGUUGUGAAAUGCAAUUUACUCAAGUAUCAAUGUUGAGGUACGCUAACUGAGUAUUUACUGUAAUUUUUUGCUAAUUUAUACUGGUACUUCAAUACAUUUUGGAAGCUAAUAUUGUACCGAUUACUCUUAUCUGACAGCUUUGAUAACUCUACAGAUUCAGAUUGUUAGCUAAUACAAAAUAUAUAUCAACUAAUAAGAUGCUAAAAAAAAAGGAACCAAUGAAAAGGUGCAGUCGUAGUCUUAUGGCCACUUGAGAACAGAAACAUGAUUAUUUCUUGAAAAUCCCAGUUGAUCAGCUUGUUUCUUACUGUGCCUGCUGUAUCACUUUAUUAAAAUAGGUCACUGAGAGUGUUAAAUGCUAGUAACUAAUCCAACCGGAUGCUGGUGUGUCUAUAUAUAGCUGGUUGUACUUAUCUCCAACACCAAAAUAAAUGAUAAUUACUCUUUAUGAACCUAUGCAUUACAAAUACUGACUUUUCUGCUGUUAUUUGCACUUAUCAGCCUUAUAAUUAGUAUUUCUAACAAUAAUACUGAUAUUACCACUGGGUGUUUGCCACACUGAGGUCACUUCAUGUUUAUGCAAUAAUAUUUGUAUUGAACUUUUUGAAAUAACAGAAGCAAUACAGAAAAAAGUUAAUGAAUAAAUGUUAUUUUGUACCUAU
Molecule: messenger RNA, 2195 nt
Organism: Notothenia coriiceps (black rockcod)
Lineage: Eukaryota; Metazoa; Chordata; Actinopteri; Perciformes; Nototheniidae
Product: volume-regulated anion channel subunit LRRC8D
Exons: 3
Coding region: 108-1520 (470 amino acids)
Cellular component (GO): cytoplasm
Molecular function (GO): protein binding
Source: RefSeq, a predicted model, not a curated record